UCGCCGAGUCCCUAGCGUCGGCGACGAAGACCGCAAAGCGCAACGACAAUGGAGCAAUUACGGUACCUGGGCUCGCUCGAAGGCCACAAGGGAUGGGUGACGGCCAUCGCGACGUCGUCCGAGAACCCGGACAUGAUCCUCACCGCGUCCCGAGACAAGACGAUCAUCGUCUGGCAGCUCACCCGCGACGACGAGUCCUACGGUUACCCCAAGCGCAUCCUCCACGGCCACAACCACUUCGUGUCUGACGUCGUCAUCUCCUCCGACGGCCAGUUCGCCCUCUCUUCCUCCUGGGAUCACACCCUCCGCCUCUGGGAUCUUAACACCGGCCUCACCACCCGUCGCUUCGUCGGCCACAAGUCCGAUGUCUUGUCUGUCAGCUUCAGCGCCGACAACAGGCAAAUCGUCUCUGGCUCGCGCGACAAGACGAUCAAGCUCUGGAACACCCUCGGAGAGUGCAAGUACGACAUCAAGGAGGAUGGCCACUCUGAGUGGGUCUCCUGCGUGCGCUUCAGCCCGAACGUCCUCAACCCGGUGAUCGUGUCCUGCGGCUGGGACAAGGUCGUCAAGGUCUGGGAACUCUCGAAGUUCAAGUUGAAGACCAACCACUACGGCCACACCGGCUACGUCAACACCGUCUCCGUGUCGCCGGAUGGCUCCCUCGCCGCCUCCGGUGGCAAGGACGGUAUCACCAUGCUCUGGGACUUGAACGAGGGCAAGCACCUCUACUCCCUCGAGGCCGGUGACGUCGUCAACGCCCUCGUCUUCUCCCCCAACCGCUACUGGCUAUGCGCCGCCACGACGAAAUGCGUCAAGAUCUUCGACCUUGAGAGCAAGUCGAUCGUCGACGAGCUCGUCCCGUCGUUCGACGUUCCCGAGGGCGCGCGCCAGCCGGAGUGCGUCUCCAUUGCCUGGUCCGCCGACGGCCAGACUCUCUUCGCCGGCUUCACGGACAACAAGCUCCGUGUCUGGACCGUCAUCUCAUAAGACGUUAGGGACGAUGGAUGACCAGGGGGGCUGCUGUCUGAUGCUAUAUUGUUGUGUUGUACACUACAUGUACGCUACUUUUCCACCUCAAAAUUCAGACCGCGCAGACGGCCGGUUUCAUAUCUCA
Schizophyllum commune H4-8 is the source of this 1114-nucleotide messenger RNA. Its product is annotated as guanine nucleotide binding protein beta subunit. Gene Ontology annotation, molecular function: ribosome binding; translation regulator activity; protein kinase C binding. Gene Ontology annotation, cellular component: nucleus; cytosol. NCBI's taxonomy places the organism in Eukaryota, Fungi, Basidiomycota, Agaricomycetes, Agaricales, Schizophyllaceae. The record is from RefSeq and is a predicted model, not a curated record. Bases 49 to 987 code for a protein of 312 amino acids. Gene Ontology annotation, biological process: positive regulation of protein phosphorylation; rescue of stalled cytosolic ribosome. The transcript is spliced from 5 exons.